UUCCGGGAGCCAGACUUCUGGUUUAGCUCUCCUGAGGAAGUCGGAGAUCGUUACUGUGUACUGUGCCUUGGGUUCUGGAGAAAGCACGGGUCAGCUCAGCAGCCGCACCAUGGUGAGCGAGGCGUUGCUUUUCACAGACAGGGAGGAGCGGUGGGCCAAGGCAUUUCUCUCACAAGGCAAUAUCACAUUCCAAGGGUGCAGAAAUGACAGAGGUGACCCUCCAAUUCAGUUUCCUUCUAAAAAUGCAGUGACUUAUGAUGAUGUGCAUGUUGACUUCAAUUGUGAAGAGUGGGCUUUGCUGGAUCCUUCCCAGAAGAAUCUCUACAAAGAUGUGAUGCUGGAGACCUACAGGAACCUCACUGCUAUAGGGUACAAAUGGGAAGAUCAUAAUAUUGAAGAACAUUGUAAAAGUUCUAGAAGACAUGGAAGGCAUGAAAGAAGUCAUACUGGAGAGAAACCUUUUGAAUAUAUUCAAAGUGUUAAAGCCUAUGCAUAUCUUAAUAAUCUUCAAAGGCAUGAAAGAAUCCAUACUGGAGAGAAACCCUACGCAUGUGGUAAAGCCUUUUCAUGGGACAGUAGUCUCCAAACACAUAAAAGAAUACACACUGGAGAGAAAACCUAUGAAUGUAAUCAAUGUGGUAAAACCUUUGCACAUCAUAGUCAUCUUCUAAUGCAUAAAAGAACAUACACUGGAGAGAAAGGAUAUGAAUGUAAUCAAUGUGGUAAAACCUUUUCACGACAGAGUAAUCUUCUAACCCAUAAAAGAUUACAUACUGGAGAGAAACCCUGUGAAUGUAAUCAAUGUGGUAAAGCCUUUUCACAACACUGGUAUCUCCAAAUACAUAAAAGAACCCAUACUGGAGAAAAACCCUACGAAUGUAAUCAAUGUGGUAAAGCCUUUUCACGACAGAGUAAUCUUCUAACCCAUAAAAGAACCCAUACUGGAGAAAAACCCUAUGAAUGUAAUCAAUGUGGUAAAACCUUUGCAUUUAGUGGUAGUCUCCAAAAACAUAAAAGCACACAUACUGGAGAGAAACCCUAUGAAUGUAAUGAAUGUGGGAAAGCCUUUUCACAAAAGUGUCAUCUCCAAACUCAUAAAAGAACCCAUACUGGAGAGAAACCCUAUGAAUGUAAUCAGUGUGGGAAAGCCUUUGCAUGUCACAGUCAUCUUCUAACACAUAAAAGAACACAUACUGGAGAGAAACCCUAUGAAUGUAAUCAGUGUGAGAAAGCCUUUGCAUGUGACAGUAGUCUCCGAGUACAUAAAAGAUCACAUACUGGAGAGAAACCCUAUGAAUGUAAUCAGUGUGGUAAAGCCUUUGGACGUUACAAUCAUCACCUAAUGCAUAAAAGAACACAUACUGGAGAGAAACCCUAUGAAUGUAAUCAAUGUGGGAAAGCCUUUUCACAAAAGUGUCAUCUCCAAAUUCAUAAAAGAACACAUACAGGAGAGAAACCCUAUGAAUGUAAUCAAUGUGGUAAAGCCUUUGCACAUCAUAGUCAUCUUCUAAGGCAUAAAAAAACACAUACUGGAGGGAAACCCUAUGAAUGUAAUCAAUGUCAGAAAGCCUUUGCAUGUAACAGUAAUUUCCAAAUACAUAAAAGAACUUAUACUGGAGGGAAUCCUGUUAAUGUAAUCAAUGUGUUAAAGCCUUUGGACAUCACUGCAAUUUUUGAAAUCAUGAGAAAAAAACAAACUGCAGAGAAACCCUAUAAAUGAAGUCAGUGUGGUAGGGGUUUAUACUUCAUGGUAGUUUUUAUAUAAGAAUAGAAAAGUUUUACUGUAAAGCAUUCUGUUAAAUGCAAUCAUUCUUUUAAAGCCUAUGCACACCACAGUAGUCUUUGAGAACGUGAAAAAACUCAUAACAAAGGGAAUCUGACUAUAGAGGAUUUGGUAAUAUCUUUAGCCAACACAUUUUCAUUACACAAGAGUAUUCUGUAGAGAAAACAUCUGACAAUGUUAACAAUCUGUUUAAGCACUACAGUGCCUCUUUAUUUUGUUUGUACCUGCAAACUCAUGGACGAAGCCCUACAAUUUAAAUAAUAAAGUAACCCUUUUAGGUUUCAUACAUCUCUUCAAUGACAUGAAAUAACUAAUUGAGGAAUAAAACUUUACAGAUGUGUA
Messenger RNA from Peromyscus leucopus (white-footed mouse), 2125 nucleotides. RefSeq names its product zinc finger protein 431-like. The transcript has 5 exons. The record is from RefSeq and is a predicted model, not a curated record. Gene Ontology annotation, molecular function: RNA polymerase II cis-regulatory region sequence-specific DNA binding; DNA-binding transcription factor activity. Gene Ontology annotation, biological process: regulation of transcription by RNA polymerase II. The coding region runs from base 110 to 1720 and encodes 536 amino acids. Lineage: Eukaryota; Metazoa; Chordata; Mammalia; Rodentia; Cricetidae.